Saccoglossus kowalevskii is the source of this 1761-nucleotide messenger RNA. RefSeq lists its product as uncharacterized. NCBI's taxonomy places the organism in Eukaryota, Metazoa, Hemichordata, Enteropneusta, Harrimaniidae. The record is from RefSeq and is a predicted model, not a curated record.
AUGGAAGGAAGACGGAUCCUCCUAUGCACAGCUUUUCUUCUUUGUAGCAUUAUUUUUUGUAAUGCUGAGUUUGAUAUUUCAAACUUAUCCUGGGAAACACUGGACGAACUGGAACAACUCGAAGAUGUGUUUGGUUAUGCACCAAAUUUUACAGGAAAGCCAUGUCCAAUUUAUCGUGAAGAUCUUCCAAAUGACUACGUAGCUUACUGGGAGCUAGAGAUAAAUGAAACAGAGUUCGUUAUUAUAUCAUCAAGUGAGAAGACUGGUGACUAUCGAUUAACACAAGAAGGUCCAUUGCCAAGUCCUAUCACAUUACUUGACAACUAUGCAUCACUGGCCGAGUCUGAAUGCCACCGUUAUUACAUGCUGUCACCAGCUGGUCAAAUGAUCUGUCGUAACAAUCUAGAUGAAAUUGUAGCUAUUACAACAGAAAUAUCUCCGAUAUUAAUGAAAGAUGUUGAGAAUACCAAAAUGGAAAUGGAUGAACUGACUAAGGUUCUUGUUGAACAGAAAAAAGAAAUACAAGAGGAGUGGGACCAACGCCGAGUAACAGUUGAACAGUCUGGUGUAUGGUCAACUAUAUCAAAAUACGAUAAACUGACAUUAGAGAACGAUGAUGAAAAUGACCAUAUCAACCUAUUUUAUAAUGAAACCUACUCCGAACAAGCUAUAUCACCAGGGGAAAAAAUAUACAUACCGCUUGGCAAUGCAGUAGAUGAGCUCAUAAUUACGGUGGUGCCAAUAAACAUAAGUAUGAGGCCAGACGAAAUGUUUCCAUGGCAGUUACGACUCUGUCAAGCUCUCCUUGACGUAUGUGAUACGAAAAGUUAUAAGACAAUAGAUGAAAAUAAACUACACGUAGAUGCAAUGGGUCGACGCGUACUUGUGUUGGAAUUACAUGAGGAUAGUAACUUUCUUAAUGAGUUACUUGAGGAAACUGAAAUAGGUUUUCAUAUAGAAAUACACUUCGGCGACGGAGAGGUUGUAUUGAGACGAUUCGGGAUUGAUUUGAGCUAUGAUACAAGACACCGAGAGAAACGACGUACAGAAAGGCGAAGUUGGACUGGGUUCACGUAUACAUAUAUACCGAGCGAAAACUUGUUUCCUGAUUAUAAUCAACAUGACAUAGGUGGAUGCAUGAGUGGUUGUGGUCCAGUGGCAUGGGCAAUGGUUUUUGGGUACUAUGAUCGUAUGGCGCAUUAUAACUACCGGUCCCCUCAUUAUCGAUCAUUGUAUCGAUGUGGGUCAUCUGGCACAACUGGCUCCGAUAGUUGCGAAGCCCCUAGGUAUAUGACAGAUACAGUGAAAGGUUACGUAGAGGAUAUCCGUCGCGAACUUGGUACAUUCUGUUUGGCAGGUCAGGGUGCAACAUUGCAAAGUGAUAUGGAUAAUGUGGAAGAAUUCUACCGAGCAAGACAAGGAAGCCGUGCAAGAAUAUCAACCUGUAAAACUGGCGGACCAUUUGGCCUUGCUGGUUUUUACAGUACACGAGUUGCAGAUAAUAUUAUUGAUAAUUUAGAAGAUGGGCGACCUGUCAUCGUUGGAUAUCGUGUUAAUGGGAAUUUCCUCGCACAACAUUACGCUGUAGCAACCAAACUACGCCGUCGAUCACGUCGUUACCGUCAUUGCAUAUGGUGGCUUUGCUUUGGAUGGGUAACCGAGUGGGAUAACGACAUAUAUCUGCAUAAUGGGUGGGGUGGUACUGGUAAUGGUUGGCGUACUGCUGAAGGAUUCUUUGCUGCUGUGGCACGUCCAACCUAG